Onthophagus taurus is the source of this 1447-nucleotide messenger RNA. The record is from RefSeq and is a predicted model, not a curated record. Lineage: Eukaryota; Metazoa; Arthropoda; Insecta; Coleoptera; Scarabaeidae.
AUGGCUGGUAGGAAUUGUGCUAUGGGUGAAUGCAGAGAACGANAUAUUCAAUUGAGAAGACUUGAAAGGUUGGGUAUUAAAAAAAUCGAUCCAAAUGAUUUAACAGAUGAAGAAAAAGUGAAAUUCGCCCGUUUAAACAUCGAUACAAAUAACAUCGUUUGGAAUCGCGUUAUUGACAUAAACGAUCGUUUUCUAAGAAAAAUUACAAUUGGACAAUCGCCAACUGAAAAGAAUCUUACUCGGGAAUCUAGUUUUAUGAUUACAGGAGCUAGUGAAAUAAUGGCCAUUUUAGCGUUAUCAAAAGAUUUAACUGAUUUUUAUACACGUCUUAGUAAAAUGGUUGUUGCUUUUGAUAAAAAUAAUAAGCCGGUUACUGCUGAUGACUUAGCAAUGACCGGAGCUUUAAGUGUUUUAAUGAAAGAUGCUAUUGAUCCAACAUUAAUGCAAACUUUAGAAGGAACGCCGGUUUUAGUUCAUGCCGGACCGUUUGCGGAUAUAGCCCAUGGUUGUUCUUCAAUAAUCGCGGAUCAAAUCGCUUUGAAAUUAGUUGGUGAAAAAGGUUACGUUGUCACAGAAGCUGGACUUGGUUCCGAUAUUGGAAUGGAAAAGUUCUUUAACAUCAAAUGCAGAGCUUCUGGUUUAAUCCCAAACGCAGUUGUUUUAGUUGCAACUAUUCGUGCUUUAAAACUGCAUGGAGGUGGACCUGCAGUGACUCCAGGAGCUCCAUUAAAACCGGAGUAUACUCAAGAAAAUAUUCUUCUCUUAAAGAAUGGAUUACAAAAUUUAAUUAAACAUAUUAAUAAUGGAAAUAAACAUGGUGUUCCUGUAAUUGUAGCGAUAAAUAAACAUGCUACUGAUACCGAUGGCGAACUUGAAUUAGUUAAAGAGGCUGCUGUUAAAAAUGGAGCUUUUGAUGCUGUUGUUUGUAAUCAUUGGGCUGAAGGAGGAGCUGGAGCUGUUGGUUUAGCCGAUGCGGUUAUAAAAGCUUGUGAAACUCAAAAUUCAUUUAAAUUUUUGUAUGAUGUUAAUAUGGGAAUUGAAGAAAAAAUUUUCGCUAUAGCUAAAGAAAUGUAUGGAGCUGGAAAUGUCGAGUAUUCUGAAAAAGUUAUGGAAUCUAUUAAGAAAUACACUGAACAAGGUUUUGAUAAACUUCCAAUUUGUAUGGCAAAAACGCCUCUCUCAUUAACUGGUGAUCCAAGUAUUAAAGGCGCACCACCUGAUUUUACUUUAAAAAUUAAUGAUAUUUCAAUUUCUGUUGGUGCUGGAUUUAUUAUUCCAAUUUGCGGAGAGAUUACAAGAAUGCCAGGAUUACCAACUAGACCUUCCAUUUUCGAUAUUGAUUUAAAUACAGAAACUGGAGAAAUUGAAGGACUUUUUUAAAAAUUAUAUAAUAAUGUUGACAUAAUUUUAUAAUGUAUUUUAUAAGAAAUAAAAGUAUAAAAAUAAA